Messenger RNA from Mycena indigotica, 1173 nucleotides. RefSeq names its product GFO-IDH-MocA domain-containing protein. The transcript is spliced from 5 exons. Gene Ontology annotation, molecular function: nucleotide binding; oxidoreductase activity. Lineage: Eukaryota; Fungi; Basidiomycota; Agaricomycetes; Agaricales; Mycenaceae. Bases 61 to 1173 code for a protein of 370 amino acids. The record is from RefSeq and is a predicted model, not a curated record. Gene Ontology annotation, biological process: NADPH regeneration. Gene Ontology annotation, cellular component: cytoplasm.
GGCGAUGAUGAGCUCGCGAAUUCUUCUCCAGCUUGCUCAAAACCACAACUCACUAUCACUAUGCCCGGACUUGCAAUCCUAGGAGCUGGAAUUUUUGCGAAGGAAGCCCAUCUUCCAGCGAUUCAUGCACUCGGUGGAGAUGCUCCUCCCUUGCUGGCGGUUUAUUCGCGUUCAGAAAAGACGGCAAAGGACUGUGCACAGCACGCGACCUCCCUGGGUAUCACGCCGGCCCCCGCGAUCUACCACGAUGGCGACGAAUCGAGCAAUUUGGACGCCCUGUUUGCCCGAGCUGAUGUCACGUCUGUUAUUGUCGCUCUCCCAAUAACCCUCCAGCCUGCUAUCAUUCUCAAAGCACUGGCGGCCGGAAAGCAUGUGCUAAGCGAGAAGCCUGUGGCGCCAGACGUUGCGAGCGGUAUUGAGCUCAUCAAGAUAUACCAGGAGAAAUACAAACAUAAUCUCGUCUGGCGGGUUGCGGAGAAUUAUGAGGCGGAGUCUGGGUUCCGUGCCGCGGGGGAGCUCAUCAAGGCCGACAGGAUUGGAAAAGUCACUUUCUUUAAAGCAACGGUGACGAACCAUAUCGAGGUGACGAAUCAGUACUACAAGACGCCAUGGCGGACCGUUCCAGAGUACCAAGGAGGAUUCCUGCUCGAUGGUGGCGUGCACACUAUUGGCGCUCUGCGUACGGUUUUGCCCCAUCCACUCACGCAUCUCUCCGCGUUUGCUUCUCUCAACUUUGAAUACCUCAAACCCCAUGAUACCAUUCACGCGGUCGUCCAAUCUGAUGGCAAUUUCCACGGCAUCGUCGAGCUCAGCUUCGGUGCACCAACGAAGACCAAUCCUACCAUCGACCAAUACGUUAUCACCGGCACCAACGGCUGGAUAACGCUCAACUUCAAGCGCAUCGACAACAAGAGUGUAUUGCGACUUGUACUUCAUCACGUCGUUAAAGAUGGAGAAGGUAAGAAGGUGAAAGAAGAGGAGGAGGUAAUGGAUCUGCCUGUGAAGGGCGUGCAGGCCGAAUUGGCCAGCUUCCUGGAGAAGGUUGCUGGACAGGAGACAAUGAACAUUGGGGAUCCUCUUGAGGCGCUGAGGGAUGUUGCUUUUAUUGAGGCUGGGUUGAACAGCAAUGGUGUGCUGGUGGAUUUGAUCAAACUCGUGACGGAAGGGAAGUGA